Corapipo altera (White-ruffed manakin) is the source of this 671-nucleotide messenger RNA. It is a transcript of the gene SH2D1B, whose product is annotated as SH2 domain containing 1B. The transcript is spliced from 4 exons. The coding region runs from base 45 to 449 and encodes 134 amino acids. NCBI's taxonomy places the organism in Eukaryota, Metazoa, Chordata, Aves, Passeriformes, Pipridae. The record is from RefSeq and is a predicted model, not a curated record.
CUGGAAUUGCUUUGAAAGGCAAGAUACCUUGUUUUCUUUUGUCCAUGGAGUUGCCAUUUUUUCAUGGAAAGAUAACAAGAAGAACCUGUGAAGAACUGCUGGCCAAGAAGAGAAAGAAUGGUAGCUAUUUAAUACGAGAGAGCGAGAGUGUGGAAGGAGCCUUGUGUCUGUGUAUUUUCUUUGAAAACCUUGUCUACACUUACCGUAUCUUCAGGGAGCACCAAGGAUAUUUUAGAAUACAGACUUCUGAAGGUGUUCCAGAGAGGAUCUUCAGAACGUUAAAGGACCUGAUAUAUGCUUUUGAAAAGCCAGACCAAGGACUGAUAACAAAUCUCCGCUACCCAGUGAAGAAACAGAAGGCCUCGCAAAGAAGCCAGAGGUUCAACUCAGGAAUAGACAGCGUUUAUAGUGAAAUUGAUGACGCCGAUUAUGUCACUGUCUUACCAUGAAGGAUCUGUGCCUGACGAUUUGGGAAGCUGCCAUUUCAGGCUGUGCCACAGGGCAGUGGAUCGGCUGGAGAGAGCUGCCAGCUGGGCAUCCUCUGUGGAUCUUUACCUCUGGAAUUACUCUCUUCCUUUUGCAGACUGUCAGAGCAGCUGUAUUUUCUCCCAUUAGAUCCAGUACAAGCUACUAUGUAUUUUUGCUCAGCAAUAAAAGAAUUAUUUUUUAUA